Messenger RNA from Drosophila ficusphila, 1652 nucleotides. RefSeq names its product serine protease HTRA2, mitochondrial (gene HtrA2). The transcript is spliced from 3 exons. The record is from RefSeq and is a predicted model, not a curated record. Gene Ontology annotation, biological process: positive regulation of apoptotic process; programmed cell death; proteolysis. Bases 283 to 1551 code for a protein of 422 amino acids. Gene Ontology annotation, molecular function: serine-type endopeptidase activity; protein binding. Lineage: Eukaryota; Metazoa; Arthropoda; Insecta; Diptera; Drosophilidae.
UACAAAAUAAUAACUUGGUAGGCUUCUGAUUACAGAUUCCCCUUUCAAUAAUAGCUAAAUGUUAGAAAGCCAAAUUUACGUGAAAAAAGCCAAGCUGUUUGGCCCUAAAUGCGAAGAAGAAACAUCGCGGCUAACAGCUGCUUGCACUGCCUGUCGCUUAUCGAUAGUCGUGGGUUACGCAGCAGGCAGCUUUUGUGGCAGUGUGCCAAAUUGAAAUCAGCUGCCAGCUGAGAAGUGAGAAAUUAAAUAACAAUAACAAACGAGGAUUAUUAACAGAAAUCAAUGGCUUUGCGCGGUUCUCACCGCCUGGAAGUGUUCCUGAGGCGCUGCACGAGUUCCCCCUCUUUCAUUAGCCAUGGCCCUAACCGUAUGAGCAGUCAAUUAUCUACUAAAGGUGAUCAUCCAAAUAGCAGUGGUAACAGUGGGCAUCAUCAGCACAAUGGUGGGCAAAAUGAAAGUGGCUGGCGGAGAUUGGUGAGAUUCUUUGUUCCAUUUUCCUUGGGUGCAGCGGUCAGUGCUGUGGCCUUCAAGCGAGAUGAUCUGACGCCCUCGAUCGCCGCCUCCAAGAUGACUGGUCGUCGGAGAGACUUUAAUUUUAUUGCUGAUGUGGUGGCCGGAUGUGCGGAUUCCGUAGUCUAUAUCGAAAUCAAGGACACCCGGCACUUUGAUUACUUCAGCGGUCAACCAAUCACGGCUUCCAACGGUUCCGGUUUCAUCAUAGAACAAAAUGGUCUCAUUUUGACCAAUGCCCAUGUGGUGAUCAACAAGCCGCACACGAUGGUUCAAGUUAGGCUCUCCGACGGCAGAACCUUUCCCGCCACCAUCGAGGACGUGGAUCAGACGUCCGAUCUGGCCACACUGCGCAUUCAGGUCAACAAUCUCUCGGUUAUGCGACUUGGCAAGAGUAGUACCUUGCGAUCCGGUGAGUGGGUGGUGGCGUUGGGCAGCCCGCUGGCCCUAAGCAAUACGGUUACUGCAGGCGUAAUAAGUUCCACGCAACGUGCUUCCCAAGAACUUGGUCUUCGAAACAGGGACAUCAACUACCUACAAACGGAUGCGGCUAUUACGUUUGGAAACUCCGGUGGACCCCUGGUCAAUCUGGAUGGGGAAGCGAUUGGAGUUAAUUCCAUGAAAGUGACGGCGGGUAUUAGCUUUGCCAUUCCCAUCGACUAUGUGAAGGUGUUCCUAGAACGGGCUGCCGAGCGGCGCAGAAAGGGAUCGACCUACAAGACCGGAUAUCCUGUGAAAAGGUACAUGGGUAUCACCAUGUUGACUCUCACACCGGACAUCCUAUUCGAGCUUAAAUCACGCAGCCAGAACAUGCCCAGCAAUCUCACGCACGGCGUACUCGUGUGGAAGGUCAUCGUUGGAUCACCAGCGCACAGUGGUGGCCUGCAACCCGGCGACAUAGUGACCCACAUAAACAAGAAAGAGAUCAAGAACUCCUCUGAUGUGUACGAUGCUUUAGCGGACAAUAGUAAAAACCUAGACAUAGUGAUACUGCGGGGCGUUAAGCAGAUGCAUGUGAGCAUAACGCCAGAGGAUCCCUAAUUAAACCUAUCCCUUGCACCUGUUAGCCUCGAUCAUUUACGAUAUUGUGUUCGCAAGAUUUGCAAUAUAUAUUUAUGUGUAAAAACGAAAACGAAAAACUA